AUGGAGGAAUUUCAGUAUGUUGACGUCUGGCAGAUAGAUGAGAGCGUGCCUUCGAGACCUGAGUGCUUGGGACCUACUUUCCACUUGAAACCUCACUGUCCAAUAUGUGAUUCUUGCUACAGUGACUUAUAUUGCAGUGCCUGCGUUCGUUCUGGUGCUUACUCAGUUGUCACCAAAUCGAAGGAAGAACUGAGGCAAGUGGUUCUUACCUAAGCAUAUUGUUGCCUCAGCUCGUCCGAUCUUUUUAAGAGGUUGCAGUCGACCAGUCAAAAAAUUCAGCGUUUGUCAAUGGAGUACGUACCUCCCUUGAGCUAUUUUUCAUGACUCUUGUAGGAUUCAAAGACACCCCUGCUUUCAUGGGGCGCCCAAUGACUCAACAGAGGUAAGGUUUUACUUUAUUAAUUCCCAGACCUCCUCGACUUUAAGUAUGAUCGAAUCCACGAAGCAUAUGUUGAGUAGCCUCAAAAGCUCGGUGGAAGAUAGUGAGUUGGCAUCCUUUUCUCCUAAAACUCCACUAGAACACCGAAAGCUAUCAGCGAUCCGGUCACAUAUUAAGAAAUGUCAAAAGGCCAUAGACGAACUUUCUCGAACACAAACUAAUUUAUCACGACACAUGCACGCCAUACGCGAGAGGAUUUCAGCCAAAGGCGUUGAAAUCGUUGAUGUUAACAAACAGCUUCACAUCAUUCGGAGCGAACGGGUUAAAGAAUUGUUGCUGUAUUAUUUCCCCAUCAACAUUUCGGUGAGUUUUCCCCGCAGCUUUGUAGUUUUUUUGCCAUCUCUCUCCGUCCCACUGCCCUGUUUACACUGACCGAAGAUCCUCUGGACUUUUUCUACUAGCAUUUACUGACCUAAUUUACCCGCACGACGUCAACUUACAAUCUGGAUAUUUACUUCAUGUCCUGAUUUGGCCUUCUAGGAUAUCUUUCUCUUGUUAGAGUAUGGUCGAUCGUGCCGACACAAUUGCCGGAGUCCCACUCAACAUUGAUAAAACAAAUAAUUUGUCAGGUAAGAGAUUGCUCGUUCAGCUUGUGGCUUGUAUCCAUUUUGUCGUUUUCUGUUCAUCCACGCAAUCAGUGUAAUCAAAUCGGAUGUACUUUAGGUCCCGAACCCACCACUUCUAGUCAUGUGGCACUGGCACAUGCCGUAGUAGCAGCUCGGACAGUUGCAAAACUUUUUGAUGUGUGGCUCCCACCGGCAACCCGCAAACUGCUGUGCCUCGAAAAUGUGUUUUCUGGCGACUUUGCCCUUCGAGAUAAUUUAGCCCAUGCUUAUUUGACCGUCACACGUGCAGUCCAAAUGAUCUGUGCGGUCUGUGGCCUUACUUGUCUCCCAGCGGACAAAUUAUCCUGGCUUGGGCUGUCUCCGGAUGAACCUCGGGUUGGCACUGUCGGUUUUAUGAAGCCUCUAACGGGUCUUUACGUACUCUGUCAGGCGAUGCAAAAAUUGGCCUUUAUCGGGUAAUCUAAUGUUUUCUUUAGCGUAUUCUUCAAUCAUUUUCUGCUACCUCGCUGUUCGCUUUAUUCGGUGGUCCGUGUAUUUUGUUUUAUCUUUUAGGAAAUUCUUCGAUGAACCCUUCUUCUUGGGACCAGAUACUUAUGAAGGUUUCAAUGUAUUUGAAGAUAUUAGGUCUAUGUCACUGAGCACAAAACAACGUCAGGGCAGAUCUGCCGAAAGCCCUUGCCAGAAGGGUUCUCCUGAGGCUGCUACCUCCCACAACGACUCGGGUUCCCGCCGGAAAUUUCCCGAUCAAGUUAUCCAGUCAGGAGUCGAGUCUGACGAAGAUGUCAAGUCUGACGGCGCCCAUUCCACUUCCCUUGACUGGGAAUUUGUAGACAGCGAUCAGUAUUGGGAACCUUCGGAUGAAUCUUGA
Messenger RNA from Spirometra erinaceieuropaei, 1873 nucleotides. Lineage: Eukaryota; Metazoa; Platyhelminthes; Cestoda; Diphyllobothriidea; Diphyllobothriidae. The record is from the annotation of a GenBank genome assembly.